Messenger RNA from Ahaetulla prasina, 3983 nucleotides. RefSeq names its product adaptor related protein complex 3 subunit beta 2 (gene AP3B2). The transcript is spliced from 29 exons. Gene Ontology annotation, cellular component: membrane coat; AP-3 adaptor complex. The record is from RefSeq and is a predicted model, not a curated record. The coding region runs from base 134 to 3706 and encodes 1190 amino acids. Lineage: Eukaryota; Metazoa; Chordata; Lepidosauria; Squamata; Colubridae. Gene Ontology annotation, biological process: intracellular protein transport; anterograde synaptic vesicle transport; vesicle-mediated transport.
GCUGCUAACGUGGCUGGGCGGCUGAGCCGGCGAGCUCCAGCGCUUUGCAAGGCGUCUGUGGCCGUGGCGAGAGCCGCUCCGGGGGAAGCCCAGCCGCCUCCUCCUCCUCCUCCUCCUCCUCCUCCUCCGGGCCAUGCAGAAGCUGCUGCAACAACUCCCCGCCGGCGCAGCCCAUUUGGUCAAGGCGCCGCCGGCGGGCACCGAGGAGGCCAAGAGCCCCGUGCUGGUGCCCGAUGGAGCGCCGCAGAGCUGGUACCGAACCCUGGAAGGCGACGAGCUGAGGCUGCUGAAGGGCCCCGACCCAGAGGCCGCCCCCGCCGGCCAACAGCAACAGCAGCAGCAGCACCAGGAGCGCAGCUUGGAGGGCAGCGUGGCGCAGCCGCUCCGACAUGAUGAUCUCAAGGAGAUGCUGGACAGCAACAAGGAUUCCUUGAAGCUGGAAGCGAUGAAGAGGAUUGUGGCGAUGAUAGCUCGAGGCAAGAACGCAUCAGACCUCUUUCCAGCCGUGGUCAAAAACGUGGCUUGCAAGAAUAUAGAGGUGAAGAAACUGGUUUACGUCUACCUUGUCCGAUAUGCAGAAGAACAGCAAGAUUUGGCCUUAUUAUCAAUCUCGACGUUCCAGCGAGGACUCAAGGAUCCCAAUCAGCUGAUUCGAGCCAGCGCCCUCCGGGUCCUCUCCAGCAUCCGUGUCCCCAUCAUUGUCCCCAUCAUGAUGUUGGCCAUCAAGGAGGCAGCAUCGGACAUGUCUCCGUAUGUGCGCAAAACUGCAGCUCACGCCAUUCCUAAGCUGUACAGCCUUGAUUCAGACCAGAAAGACCAGUUAAUUGAGGUCAUUGAGAAGCUGCUGGCUGAUAAGACCACGUUGGUGGCUGGCAGCGUGGUGAUGGCCUUCGAGGAAGUCUGCCCUGAGCGCAUCGACCUGAUUCACAAGAAUUACCGCAAGUUGUGCAACCUGCUGAUUGAUGUGGAGGAAUGGGGCCAGGUGGUGAUCAUUAACAUGCUGACCCGCUAUGCCCGCACCCAGUUCCUCAGCCCCAACCUGAACGAAUCUCUCCUGGAGGAGAGCGCCGAGAAAACCUUCUACGGAUCCGAAGAAGAAGAUGCCAAAGACGACAAGGCCAAGUCAACACCCUUGGCAAAGCGCAAGCCUUACGUGAUGGAUCCUGACCAUCGGUUACUACUGCGCAACACCAAACCCCUGUUGCAAAGCCGCAAUGCUGCAGUGGUGAUGUCAGUCGCUCAGCUCUACUUCCACCUUGCUCCCAAGGCUGAAGUUGGGGUCAUUGCGAAGGCCCUGGUGCGUCUCCUGAGAAGCCACAGUGAGGUUCAAUAUGUGGUGCUUCAGAACGUGGCUACUAUGUCCAUCAAGCGUAGGGGAAUGUUUGAGCCCUACCUCAAAAGCUUCUACAUCCGAUCAACUGAUCCCACCCAGAUUAAAAUCCUCAAGCUGGAAGUUUUGACCAACCUGGCUAAUGAAACCAACAUUUCUACCAUAUUGCGGGAAUUUCAGACAUAUAUCCGGAGCAUGGAUAAAGACUUUGUGGCAGCCACAAUCCAGGCUAUUGGCCGUUGCGCCACUAACAUCGGCCGAGUGCGGGACACGUGUCUCAACGGACUCGUUCAGCUGCUCUCCAACCGAGAUGAACUGGUGGUGGCCGAGUCGGUGGUGGUCAUUAAGAAGCUUCUACAGAUGCAGCCAUCACAACACAGUGAGAUCAUCAAGCAUAUGGCCAAGCUGACAGAUAACAUCCAGGUUCCCAUGGCCCGGGCCAGCAUCUUAUGGCUGAUUGGUGAAUACUGUGAGCAUGUGCCCAAGAUUGCCCCAGAUGUUCUACGCAAGAUGGCCAAGUCCUUCACCAGCGAGGAGGACAUUGUGAAGCUGCAGGUCAUCAAUCUGGCAGCCAAACUUUAUCUGACCAACUCUAAGCAGAGUAAGCUGCUGACCCAAUAUGUGCUGAAUUUGGCCAAGUAUGACCAGAACUAUGACAUUCGGGAUCGUGCCCGUUUCAUCCGCCAGCUCAUUGUACCCACGGAAAAGAGCGGUGCCCUUAGCAAGUACGCCAAGAAGCUUUUCCUGGCACAAAAGCCCGCUCCCAUUUUGGAGUCCUCUUUCAAAGAUCGUGACCACUUCCAGCUGGGCUCCCUUUCACACCUUCUCAAUGCAAAAGCGGUGGGCUACCAGGAACUUCCUGAGUGGCCAAGUGAAGCUCCAGAUCCCUCUGUGCGCAACGUGGAGGAAGACUUCAUUGAUCCUAGAGGAAGCCACAUUGGGCUACUGGGUGGACCCAAAGAGGUCCCGGAAUGGACCAAAUGCACCAGCCGUGAGAAGAGGAAGGAGAAGGUGGAGAAACCUUUCUAUUUGGAUUCAGAGGGAGAAUCGGGAGCGACGGAAUCUGCUGACAGUGAGCCUGAGACCAUGAGUGGAUCUGAAAGCGGAAGCGAGAGUGGAUCGGGAUCCGGCAGCGAAGAAGAGGAUGAGGAAGACAGCGAAGAGCAGUCGGAAGAGGAGGAGGAGGAGGAGGAGCAGGAGGAGAAGAAGAAAAAGAAGAAGGGGGAAACUCCCCGGAAAGGUCUGCUGGAGGAGAGCGCUGGCAGUGAGGAGGAAGAGGGCAGAGGAAGAAGAGGAGGAAAGGAAAGGAGCAAGAAGAAACGAUCCCCCCAGGGAGCAAAGGAAGACUCGACCUCCUCCUCAUCCGAAGAGGACAGCUUGUCUGAAAGUAGCUCCACCGAAUCGGAGUCUGAUUCCGAACCGGAAGAACCUCAUCCGGAGGAGUCGAAGAAGAAAAAGCUGCUUCCCAGCAGGAAACCUCCUACUAAAGCACCCAAGAAAGGAUCAAAGGAGAUCUCUCUGCUUGAUCUGGAUGACUUCACACCCCCAUCUUUGCAGCCGAUUACCAGCAGCCCAGUUCUCUCCACUAGCCUCGUGACCGACCUGGAAGGUCUCACCUUGACCGACACGUCUCUGACUGCAGCUAUGAUCAGUCCUGUCUUUGGGGCAGUGAAGAAAUAUGAGCUGCUGCAUCGCAUGACCGGAGAAGGACUCUCCGUAGAAUAUUAUUUCAACCGGCAACCUUUUGCUCCUGAUCCCCGCAUGGUAGCUGUGCAGAUCCAGAUCUGCAAUAACAUGGCAACUGAAGUGAAAAACAUCCGUGUGACUGAGCCCAAACUUCUCUCAGGCAUGCGUAUCCAGGAGUUCAAGGAGAUUGAGUCUCUGGCCCCUGGGGAGACGGUCAGUGUGGUGAUGGGCAUAGACUUCUGCGACUCUACCCAGGUGGCGAGUUUCCAGUUGUGCACACAUACCCGCCAGUUCUACCUGUCCAUCCAAUCACCAGUUGGGGAGCUUAUAGCUCCAGUGUUCAUGAGCGAAAACGAAUUCAAGAAGGAGCAAGAGCAUCUGUUAAGGACGGUCGCGGGAAAGCUAACAGGGAUGAGUGAAAUCACAGAGAAGCUGACUCUCCCGGACACCUGCCAGAGUGACCACGUGAUUGUGCAAAAGGUGACAGCUGCUGCGAACGUUAGCCGGGUACCCUGCGGUUCGGACAAAGAGUACAGGUUUGCUGCUAAAACAGUGAGUGGGGAAUGUCUCAUCUUGAUCACGCUGGAGAAGAAGGUGGACAACUCGGCGCAGCUUACCAUCAACAGUGAGAAGAUGUUGAUUGGUACCAUGCUGGUGAAAGACAUCAUCCACUCCUUGACCCAGGAGUGAUGGAGAUAGAAUUGGGAGUUCCAUCUCCCAGGAAUAUCAAUCAUCUGAGCCAAUGCUUCUGUUGGCUGAGGCCUACACUCCAAUGUUUCCGUCGGUUGUGGUUGUAGUCCACGUGGAAAUGCUUGGAGGAGAGUGAAGCUGUGUGUGUGUGUAUGUCUCUGUGUUUAGAGCACUGGGAAGAUUCUUGUGACUCCACAGCCUUUGUUGUCCCUGCCGUCUCCAUUCUUAUGUUCUACAGCUCUAUUUAUUAUGAGCAGAGACUGUUCAAUAAAAUGGC